Molecule: messenger RNA, 1363 nt
Organism: Xylaria bambusicola
Lineage: Eukaryota; Fungi; Ascomycota; Sordariomycetes; Xylariales; Xylariaceae
Exons: 3
Coding region: 36-845 (269 amino acids)
Source: RefSeq, a predicted model, not a curated record
UUCUCGCUUUCGUCUUUACCAAGUUGGAUAUCUCUAUGUCCUUGCACGGAAACACCAGAUUCAGGACAAUGCGCCCACCCAUUUAUUGGAGUUCAAUUUGCUCCCCAACAAUUACAUAUACAUCUAUGCUACCUCAUUUGAAAUAUAAUCUUGGACGAGCAACAUCUUGCGACAAGUUUCAACUCUUUAAUCGUGGACUACACUCCAGACAAUACAGCUCGCAGCUCAAACCAGCCAUAUAUCGAACCUGCCGUCUCUCUACGCUCAGAUUAGACGGACAAUCACGUCGACCAAACACUAACAGACGUCUCGGUCUUCGAAGCUUCACAACCACGAAAUUAGCGAAAAUGGCGUCGGAUGACGAUUAUAUGGCAUUCCUUGACAAGGCCAAUCGGGACCCGAACGAAGGCUACGCCGCAUCGCAAAGCAACAGCAAGACAGAACUCAAGACCACAGAUGACGGUGCCAAGAUCCCUACUGCCAUCCAGGAAGCAACAAAAGACGCCUUUUAUGUCAGCGAUUCCGACGAACCUUUUGUACCGGUAUCUCUGGCUUGGAAUGAGGGUGGAAAAGGACUACCUGAUGAAGGGGAGCUAGCGACCUUGAUACACCACCCCGACCCCGCCAACGCAGAUAUCGAAAUACAGGACCCAGCCGAGUGGGAUACGCAAGGGCAAUACAGGGCGAUCCUCGACGCGGUGACUAAGGCUGGCAAGGGAAAUGAUGUGCGCGUCUAUAGAGUCGCAAGAGGAGGCGCCAGAGUCGAGUACUGGGUCCUAACGACUGAUGGGAAGGGCGCGAAUGCUAGGCUUGUCGGCGCAAAGGCGUUGGCGGUUGAAAGCUAGUUGCGGGGCUAUAAACUCGUUACGGGAACAUCAGGGCAUCCGUGGCUGCGCGGGGCUGCCUAGACACUUUCUGAUAUUAUCAUCUGGAGAAUUACCCCUGGGUUUAAGAUGCUAGGACCGGGUGCUGUUUUGGAGGAGGCAGAUGGCCUUUCUCGCGCGCUGCGCCAGGCUACCCGAGGGAGUCAUGAAACAGAACAAUAUGUCACUCCUAUACAGUCUCUUCCAAGUCUCCUCUUCCCAUCACAUGGUUGGGCUGUUAAGGUACGGAUGAACAAUUGAUCAUUGCAUUAUGUCUAGCCAACUACAGGGUAUGAUUCGCCCUACACACAUCACAGAGGCAGCUACCGAAGUGAUCUUUGCAGUCAUAUACCUAGGUACCUAUUCUUGCAAUGAGCAGCUACUAUCUAUAUUGCUCACAUGGCCCUUAGACAAAUAAACCGACCUGCUGGCCGUCUAGAUUAUCUGUGUGCUGUCCCACACCGUAUUCAUAGUUUCAUCCGUCAUAUUCAUCAUGAUUU